AAUUCAUUUGCUGCGGAACCGCGCGAGAGCGCGCAUCGUGCGUGAAACGUGAAAAACGUGUGUGGCCAGAGUAAUCGGGGGGCCUAGUGGCCAUCAGUGUUUUGUGUUUGUGCUACCGUGUAUACGGAAGAAAGUUUCGAUCGACGCACAAAGGCGAGGCAAACAAAUCAGCAACACACAACAGCUGAGAGGCCGCGCGUCUUGCGUAUUUGCGUCAUUUAGUAUAGGGCGCGCUCCGCCCUUCCAAAACCUGUGGGAGAACGUGCCGUGAGUGAGUCCCGAAAGCAAAAAAAGCGGGGUCCUUGAGAAGAGCAGUUUGUGCCGUGCGUGUGUCGAUUUUUAGCUUUCGCACUGUCCUUGCGCCCAACGCAACGCAACGAUGGAGGAGAAAAGCCUGCUGCUGAACGUGCACAGCAACCUGGAACCGCCGAAACCCGACGGAAACACGUACCUGAUGCGGGGCAACUACCACUACUAUCACUACGGCUGCGACGGCUUCCAGGACAUGGGUUGGGGCUGCGGCUACCGGACACUGCAGUCGAUCUGCUCGUGGAUCAUCCAGAGUGGUGGCUCGGCAAGGACGGCGACCAGCGGCUGCGACGUGCCGAACAUCCCCACCAUCCAGCAGACGCUGGUCGAGAUCAAGGAUAAACCGGAGCGGUUCUUUGGGUCGCGCGAGUGGAUCGGAACGCUUGAGGCGAUCUACGUCAUCGACACGCUAUACGAUGUAUCCUGCAAGGUGCUGCACAUUGCCCGGAGCGACACGAUCGCCAAACAUGCCGAUACGCUGCGGGACUACUUCGAGCAGUACGGUGGCCUGAUCAUGAUGGGCGGCGACAUGGAUGCGGCCUCCAAGGGUAUCGCCGGGAUCCACGUGAGCGUCGACCAGGACGUGUACCUGCUUGUGGUAGAUCCGCACUACGCUGGCAAAAUCCAAACGAAAGAGGAACUGUACACGAAGCAGUACGUCAAGUGGCAAAAGGUGGAAGACUUUGUCGACAGCUCGUUCUACAAUCUGUGCCUGCCGAUGCUCAAGGGCCGCGAUCCGGCCGCGUAGGCCGGUGUCGUCGAGGUGCGUCGAGUAAUACAGGACUUUUGUAGUGGACAAAAUUGGACAAUAGUGUUUUGUUGCCAUCUCUCAAUGUAUCGUAAAACAAACCCCGGUCGGAGAAGCUUUCCGGAAGCGAAGCGAGGACGCGAAGCGUCAAACAAACCCUUACCUGCGAACGAACGACAGGACACUCUAGUAUAGCGUGUAAAUGUAAGCAACGUAAAAUGCGAUUUUCUAUGUAAUCAAAACAAACGAACCAGGUUCUGUGGCCGAACGUAUCUCCAGCACAAGCACAGGUCGUCGUGCUCGUCAUCGUCAGCAUAUCUCGUGAGUUUUGGGGCCGGUCCAAAAAUUCAAACCCCCCCAAGUCACAACGCGCAGCCUCUAGGGCCACAUAUACUUCCACUUCCUCCCGAACACGCGUUCAUGUGGGACCAAAACGUUCGGUUUGGCAUAGCGACCACCAGUGGGACAAGUGGAUAUCAUCCUGUCGUUCGUGUGGGGGACUUCCUUUAGUGUAUAGUAGAAAAUGUGUUGAUUGGGAACCAAAUAGACAAAUUCGAAACGAGCAACGUAGCAAAAUUGCUAAUGAAAUAUAAUCUCGAAAGUUAGGCAAUUAGAGUGUCGCACCACCCUUCGUUCCCCCCUUGCCAAUGGAAUUCGCGGUGUCAUUCGGACGGAACAGUGGUAAAAUAAGCUUUCUGAUCAGGCUUCCCGGACUAAGUUUCUUAAUUAUCGUUUCCGUUAACUACCGUUUACACUCAUCUGUGUACUGUGCCUUUGUAUUUUUUGUAGCUCGAUUAAAGGCCCCAUUUAAUUUGAAACAGCUGAAAAGCUGAACUUUGCGAUGCUUACGAACUCAACCACUGCCAAUAUCUAUACGCUGGUCGGCGGUCGGUGUCGAUUUGUUUUCUUUCAUCCCAAAGGCAGAUUUCUCGUGAAGAUAGGCAAUGGUACAAUUAUGUUAAAUACUAAUUUAAACGCGCUGGUAAAGGUAAACGUUGCAAACAAACAAAAGUCCCCCUUUAAAAAUCCGGUUAGUGUGUUGAAGUUUCUCGUUGCGUUCUUAUCGGUUGUGUCUUCUCCUUAAGCCGCUAGUAAAAGAACGCUGCCACGGCGAAUGGACCGGCCUCGGACCCAUUGCCGCCAUUGGAUUUCUAAUCCGACGAUUCUAAUAUUUAAACAAACAUUAACACGAUCAAAGAUAGUAGCGUAGUUAUGGCAACCGCAAAAAUGGAAGCAUUGUGGAUUAUUUUUGUUGUUAUGUAUUUAUAGAUUUUAAAAUGUGAACGAACCCCAGCGGCGAGAAUAAAGAAAAGAAAG
This is a messenger RNA of Anopheles cruzii, 2374 nucleotides long. RefSeq names its product probable Ufm1-specific protease 1 (gene Ufsp1). The record is from RefSeq and is a predicted model, not a curated record. The transcript is spliced from 2 exons. NCBI's taxonomy places the organism in Eukaryota, Metazoa, Arthropoda, Insecta, Diptera, Culicidae. The coding region runs from base 380 to 1057 and encodes 225 amino acids.